AUGUCAGACAAGAGCGAACUGACGCCCUUGGACCAGCUCUCCGGCUCGGACACGGCUUGUUUUAUGGCCACGUUCACGGCAGAUUUCCAGCAAAUGUCAUUCAAAGAGCCCUCGUUCCGUCACAGUCUCGCAGCCACCGGCAUAGAUCCUGGCCUUUUGAGCAGCAGAGUUAGCCACGUCUUUGACCUUCGCGGCCCCAGCAUCGUCGUCAACACGGCCUGUUCCUCAUGCGUCUACGCUCUGCAAGAACGCACGCAAUGCUCUACGGACGCACGAGUGUUGUGCAGCUGUCGUCGGUGGCAGUAA
Molecule: messenger RNA, 306 nt
Organism: Colletotrichum spaethianum
Lineage: Eukaryota; Fungi; Ascomycota; Sordariomycetes; Glomerellales; Glomerellaceae
Product: reducing polyketide synthase DEP5
Exons: 1
Coding region: 1-306 (101 amino acids)
Biological process (GO): secondary metabolite biosynthetic process; fatty acid biosynthetic process
Molecular function (GO): fatty acid synthase activity
Source: RefSeq, a predicted model, not a curated record